Messenger RNA from Wyeomyia smithii (pitcher-plant mosquito), 1384 nucleotides. RefSeq lists its product as uncharacterized. The transcript has 3 exons. The coding region runs from base 178 to 894 and encodes 238 amino acids. The record is from RefSeq and is a predicted model, not a curated record. Gene Ontology annotation, molecular function: N-acetyltransferase activity. Lineage: Eukaryota; Metazoa; Arthropoda; Insecta; Diptera; Culicidae.
AAAAGAAAUAUAUGGAACGGCAUGACGAGAGAAAAAACUAAUUCUAUGAUAAGCUCAUCUGCUUUGCAAAAAUCAUUCAAUUCGCAUUCUACCGCGUUUGUAGAAUCACUGUAGUGCUAGAGGAACUCCAGUACAAGUCUUCGUUCACACAGUGGGAGAGAAAAGUGCAACUCAACGAUGGUUUGGACGCGACCUGCUGAUGUUCCCUAUCCUUCCGUGUGGCACACCUUCCUGGCCAAAGACCUAAACAGUGAGGAACAGGUGACCUACGUCGUACAGGAUUUACCGGAAGAGCGUUUCGAGGACGCUAUCAAACACAUGGUGGGAAUCUUCAUUUACGAUGAACCGAUGUGUAGAGCGAAGAAGCUUGCGGAGGAACAGCAAAGUGUUGAUGACAUCUACGCACUGUGGCGAGAGGUAGUGAAACAGCGGCUGGCGUUGGUUUGUUUCAGGGAGGGUUCAGAUGAAAUUGUUGGCCUUAAUAUGACGUACGCUUCCUGCAAAGAUGACAAACAUGACUCUGUCAUCCAUGGCCCUCGCUGGCGCGAUGUUCAUGAUGCCGUCAUGUAUAUGACCGACCGCAGCAAGGUGCACGAAACCUAUCAGGUGGACGCGUAUCUUUCGGCGCUAGGACUGUCCGUUACACCCAAGUAUCGUGGUCGUGGAAUAGCGACGGAGAUUCUACGCGCCCGAGCUCCAUUGUGUCGAGCCGUUGGACUUAAGCUAACCUCCACUGUGUUCACCGCCAUUGGGUCGCAAGUUCCAGCCGCCAAAGUGGGUUUCGUCGAAACAUUCGUAAUGGACUACGAAGAGCUGGCAAAGGUUGAAUCGAGGUUUACUUUUCCGGGAAUCCAGAGUCGCUUUUGUAAAAGUAUGACACUAAGAGUUGACUAGGGCUUAGCAUGAAGAAGUUGAAGUACCGAACAGUAGAUUUCAACCAAAAGAGAAGAUUGGAACUACGAUCCAAAUAUGAGGGAAUAAAUUGAUGAAUGAGGACAGUAAAAGUCGGGAAAUCAUCGAACUAUUUUUAAAAGUUUUACACCGCAUACACUCAAACACAGUUUCGGAAACUGUUUUUAAAUACGAAAUGAAAAAUCCGCUGUACCUGCAACCCGAGGAAUAAGUUUUGAAUAGAUGUUACCAAAUAUACAGCCAUUAUCAGCGAUAACCGUGUCUAAAACAGUUGUCAUUGGAGUAGAUUUGAAAAAUAUACGAAAACUGUUCUUGAAAUAAUGUUACCUUAGCUAGCCAUUAAACGAAACCAGCACAUAAUAGAGAAAAGAUAAAAAGAUUGUACAAUGCUACAUUUUUGUUGUUUACUGGAUUUUACAAUGUUAUACAGCAGAUUUCAGGAUACCAAUCAAAUUAAAUGUACUACACCAGA